This is a messenger RNA of Coprinopsis cinerea okayama7#130, 1731 nucleotides long. Its product is annotated as CAMK/CAMK1 protein kinase. The transcript is spliced from 5 exons. The coding region runs from base 1 to 1731 and encodes 576 amino acids. Gene Ontology annotation, biological process: protein phosphorylation; cellular response to oxidative stress. The record is from RefSeq and is a predicted model, not a curated record. Gene Ontology annotation, molecular function: calcium/calmodulin-dependent protein kinase activity; ATP binding. NCBI's taxonomy places the organism in Eukaryota, Fungi, Basidiomycota, Agaricomycetes, Agaricales, Psathyrellaceae.
AUGACGUUAAAGGAAGCUUUGCUGCCCCAGCCGCCUAGCUUUAUGAAGAAGAGGAACUACGAGCUUAAGGAUACACUAGGCGAAGGCACGUUCGGCAAAGUGAUUCGGGCGACAUGGCAUGUUCCUGUAGACCAGGUAGACAUCGCUGAACAUGGAGCAGCAGCUCAGCUCGAUUCUCAGCCCACGACACCCAGGGGUUCACGGCCAGCGACUCCAGUAACGACCUCCCAUGUCGAUUCAGGAAUUCGAAAGGAAGUAGCGCUCAAGGUUAUUCCCAAGAAGAAAGUUAAAGGAAAUGAGGACAGUGUAUGGGGAGAAAUGGAGGUUCUGAAGGGUCUUGACCACCCGAACAUCGUCAAAUUCUACGAAUGGUUCGAAUCGAGGUCGAAAUACUACCUCUCUUUUGAACUCGCUGUUGGUGGAGAGCUUUUCCAGCGGAUCCUGCAGCGAGGCAAGUUUACGGAGAAGGAUGCCGUCGCUGUUGUCAGGUCGAUUCUGUCUGGUGUCAACUACCUCCACGAACAUGACAUUGUCCACCGGGAUUUGAAACCCGAAAAUAUCUUGUAUCGCACGAAGAAGCUGGAUAGCGAUAUCGUGAUCGCAGAUUUUGGAAUCGCAAAACACCUCCACUCUCCUGAUGAGCAGCUUCACUCUCUGGCGGGAAGCUUGGGCUACGUGGCACCAGAAGUCCUCAGCAAAGACGGUCACGGGAAAGCGGUCGACAUCUGGGCAACCGGAAUCAUUACCUACGUGCUUCUCUGUGGCUACUCCCCCUUCCGCUCCAACGACGCCAAAACACUUCUCAAGGAGACGACAGAAGGCAAAGUCGAAUUCCACGAACGAUACUGGAAGAACGUCUCGGAGGAAGCGAAAGCUUUCAUCAAGUCCCUGCUCAACCCGAACCCAGCUGAACGACCCACCGCUGCGCGAGCGCUCGCUGACCCCUGGCUGACCACCCAUGCGCCAUCCACUGCACAUGAUCUCUCCAAUGGUCUCCGCGACAAUUUCAAUCCUCGAGCGAGAUGGAAGUCGGCCAUUGCGUCUGCCAGGGCCCUAAAUCGGUUUGGCAGUUUUGCUGCUGCAGCCGCGGCGGCCGCGAAGGAGAGGGAGCUGAGCAGCUCGGAUAGCCACAUCAGCGCGGAGACGUCCAGUGAGGGAUGGCGGACGCCGACGCGGGAGGAGUCGGAGGAUGAGAACGAGGGGUGGAGGAACUCGGAUACGCUGCCUUCGUCGUCUUCGAUGAAAUCUGCACCUUCCGAGAACCGCUUGGGUGAUAGCUUGCGGAGGGCAGGAGGCGAACUUUCGAAAGCACCGCCAGCGGCCGAUGACGGCCACUCGAGCAUCAAUGUUCGAGUGUUUGCACCAGAACCGGAGGGUCAACCGCCUGCCUCGACAUCGAACGCUACUGCAACACCACCUCCCCCAGUUGGUUCGUCAGAACCGCUGAAAAUCCCGAAAUCCAACUCGAGAUCGAGCUCAAGAUCCAACUCGCCAAGUCGGGGAUCGUCAUGGCGAGACAUCUUCGCACCGAAACUGAAGGAAUACAUCUACACCGAAGAACCUGAGGGCAACCCGGAAAACAGGCGGUCCGUCGACAUGAGGAUACCAGGGUCGUUCGAUAUGUAUGGACCGCACGCAUCAAACAGCGCAAACGGGACGACCUCGAAUGGACAGCAACCACAGCAGCAAAGUUGGAUAGACAUGCUUCGGAGGUUGCAUCUCCAACAGUGA